UCCAGCCUCUUCUCUUAUACUUUAUGUUUUUUUUCCUUCCACAGCAUGGCUUCUCUGCACACUGGCGUUUGGUUGCUGCUGGCGUGGGGACUGAUGCACACAGCUUCAUCCUCUUACUAUGAUGGAAUUGAGGAAGUGAAUAAUGACUUUAUUGAAAGUUGUUCAAAGGAAGCCAAACACCUGGUAGAUACGGCCUAUAAAAACACCCGCCAAAUCUUGAAAGAACGCUUAAAGAAGAAGAUAGUUGAGGCUCGCGACCUUAUGGCUUACUUCAAGCAGCCCGUUGCAGGAAGCAGAAACGCUAUACGAGCUGCCGAUUACAUGGGCACCACUCUGGAGCUUCUGAGAGGAAAAGUCAAAUACUUUUAUGACCGUCCUUUCAAUAUUACAGAUCUACUAACAAAGAAACAGAUUGACACUAUAUCUCAGAUAUCAGGCUGCACAACACAAUACCUCCCAAAAGCUUGCCAGAACAGUCAAUAUCGCACCAUUACUGGAGAGUGUAAUAACAGGAGAAAUCUCUAUCUUGGUGCUUCCAACACUGGGUUUACGCGUUUGCUGCCUGCGCAAUAUGAAGAUGGCGUGUCUCUUCCUCGUGGCUGGACUGAAAAUCGUAUGAUUAAUGGAUUCCGUCUCCCUUUGGCACGUCAAGUAUCCAAUGAAAUCGUAAGAUUCCCAGUUGAAAAUAUCACCCUGGACAGUGGCCGAGCACUUAUCUUCAUGCAAUGGGGACAAUGGACAGAUCAUGACCUUGAUCUCUCGCCUGAGACUCCUGCAAGGACAACUUUCCUUGACGGUAUUGAUUGUGAUACCAGCUGUGCAAGAGAGCCCCCCUGCUUUCCACUCAAGAUUCCACCAAAUGAUCCUCGGUUUACAAAUCGCAGUGACUGUAUCCCAUGCUUCCGCUCCUCUCCUGUGUGCACCCCGGGAUCUCCAAUCCGUGAACAGAUAAACAUUCUCACCUCUUUCCUCGAUGGGAGUCAAGUGUAUGGCAGUGAUCUGCCACUGUCUUUUGCACUACGUAAUAACACAAAUCAGUUUGGACUUAUGGCCAUUAAUCAGAACUUCACGGAUAAUGGGCUUGCAUAUCUUCCAUUUGAAACUGUAGAAGAAGACUUCUGCGUCCUGACGAACAGAUCUGGAAUCCCUUGUUUCUUGGGAGGAGACCCCCGUGUCAGUGAGCAACCUGGUCUCACUGCCUUUCACACACUCUGGGUACGUCAACAUAACCGCAUAGCUACAGAACUACGGAGGAUGAAUCCGCGUUGGUCUGGUGAGACCUUGUAUCAAGAAGCUAGGAAGAUCGUAGGGGCAAUCUUGCAGAAAAUCACGUACAAAGAUUGGCUGCCUUUACUGUUGGGAUCAGAGAUACAAAAAGUUCUCCCUAGAUACAGAGGUUACAAUGAGUCUGUAGAUCCAAGGGUGGCUAAUGUAUUCACUAUCGCGUUCCGCAUGGGCCAUACUCUCAUACAGCCAAUCAUAUAUCGUCUUGAUAAAGGCUAUCGUCCCUAUGUUCCAGAGCCACAGACCCUCCUACGCUUGACUUUCUUCAAUAGCUGGAGAGUGGUCAGCCACGGUGGAGUUGAUACUCUUCUCCGUGGACUGAUGGCAAAUCGAGCAAAACUUAAUCGGCAAAACCAACUGGUCGUGGACGAGUUAAGGGAGCAUCUCUUUGGGCAAUUGAAACGUACUGGGCUUGAUUUACCAGCCCUAAAUUUGCAAAGGGGCCGUGAGCAUGGUAUACCAGGAUACAAUGCCUGGAGAAGGUUUUGUGGAUUUUCUGCACCAAGGAAUGUGAAUGAGUUAGCUGCUGUGCUGAAUAACAGGGAGCUGGCCCAAAAGUUCAUAAAUCUGUAUGGCACACCUGAAAAUAUCGACAUUUGGGUUGGCGGGGUUGCUGAACCUUUAGUUCGUAAUGGCAGAAUUGGGCAGUUGCUUUCAUGUCUGAUUGGCAACCAGUUCCGUAGAGCUCGAGAUGGAGACCGGUUUUAUUAUGAGAACCCAGGGGUGUUCACCUCCGCUCAGAGGAAUGCGAUCGAGGCAGGGACAUUUGCACGUGUCAUCUGUGACAACACUGGGAUUACUGAGGUUCCUCGAAAUGUCUUUUUGGGCAAUCAAUAUCCUCGUGAUUUUGUAAGAUGUCAGAAUAUUCCAGCCCUGGACCUCAGACCAUGGAGAUCAACCAAAGAUUAAAACGGCAAGAAAAUUGUCAAAACAGAAAAACGGGGAAUGGAAAAUGUAUAGAGGGAAACCUCUCCAAAAGACCAAGUUUUUGAGAGGACUACCCCUUUAUCUAGGACAGAUCUGAGAGGAGCAUCCUUGUAGUAGACCAGUUUCAAUGCAGUUUUGGAUGGUUGUCUCACAGAGGCUUUUACUGUAAUGGGUUUUGAUGUUGUUAUUAUUAUGAAUAUACUUUCUCCUGAAUCCAUAGUUGCCAACAGUCUUGAAUUUUUAGGCACAGUCCUAGUAAAUUCUGGUUGUCCCAAAUGGAAAAUGGGCAGGGCAUAUGUGCACCACACUCAUAAAUGGAUAACCCCAGGUGGGUUUGUCAUGUCCCAAAUUUACUAACUACAAUGUUGGUAUGUAUGCAAAUCAAGUUAUGGUUUAGGUAAAUUGCAAGAAAGCAACUCCCCAAUAUGCAUCUAUUGAUUGCUUUUAGCAAUAGGGUCCGAGUCUGGGUAUACAUUAAAUAAAGGUACUCUGAACCCAUCAUCAGAAUACGAGAUGCUACCUGCUGUCAGGUGUAGGUGAAAUAGGCUUGACAUGUGCUUAACAUCGAGAAGGGUUAAGCUCCAACAUUCACUCUGUCUUGUAUAGGGUAUUUAGACACAGGACUAUGGCAGCAAACAUAAUUCCAUGCCCAUACUAUCAGAAAUCUAUAUAUGACUUUGGUUUUAGAGCUUAUAGAACAGUCAAGGUAAAAAAUCAAUUCUCUCCUCUAUAUUAUCAGACUUUUGAUUUGACCUAUUAAGGCUACGUGCACAUCAGGGGCCAAAUUUCAGUAUUCUAUUCGAGCGAUCCCUUUCACUGUAAUGGGGUCCAUUGGAUUUCUAUUAUGAACACGAGCAUUUUGCUGGACAAAACACUGCUGCAGAUGUGGAACCUCCGAUGUACCCAUGUGAACCUAGCCUUACAGAGGUUGUGCAGGGGGUUUAUAUUGAUGGCCUAUCUUCAUCGUUAUCCCAGCACCACCGCCAAUCAGCUGUUUGAAAAGGAGGCAGUGUUUGUGCUGCUUCAUCUUCAAGAUUACACUGCCCAUCAUCUCACUUGAAUGAGGCGAGAAGUUGUAAUUUUGAAGUGGAAGCAGCUCUUGCCCGAGCGCAGCCUCCUCCUCAAACAGCUGAUUGGCAAGGGUCCCUGGAGUCAGAACCCCUGUCGAUCUGAUAUUGACGACUCUCCUGAAGAUAGGUCAUCAAUAUAAAGCCCCUGCACAACCCCUUAAAUUAGCCUGACCUAAAAAGAUUGCAUUGAUUCUGUCCAUCUUCAAACCUUUUGUAGAAGCUGCAUUGGAGAAACAUAUUAAUAUAAAAAAACAUCAUAUAUAGAAUGUUUAUACUAAUUAGAAUGUAUUCAUUUUAGCUUUUUUGU
Messenger RNA from Bufo gargarizans (Asiatic toad), 3588 nucleotides. RefSeq names its product myeloperoxidase-like. Gene Ontology annotation, molecular function: peroxidase activity; heme binding. Gene Ontology annotation, biological process: response to oxidative stress. Lineage: Eukaryota; Metazoa; Chordata; Amphibia; Anura; Bufonidae. The record is from RefSeq and is a predicted model, not a curated record. Bases 46 to 2193 code for a protein of 715 amino acids. The transcript is spliced from 13 exons.